This is a messenger RNA of Amphibalanus amphitrite, 2104 nucleotides long. RefSeq names its product peroxisomal sarcosine oxidase-like. The record is from RefSeq and is a predicted model, not a curated record. Lineage: Eukaryota; Metazoa; Arthropoda; Thecostraca; Balanomorpha; Balanidae. The transcript is spliced from 8 exons. The coding region runs from base 148 to 1314 and encodes 388 amino acids. Gene Ontology annotation, cellular component: peroxisome. Gene Ontology annotation, molecular function: L-pipecolate oxidase activity; sarcosine oxidase activity; flavin adenine dinucleotide binding.
ACCUUGGUUUAUAUUAGCUCUCGGGACGUAAGUCUCAUGGGAGAUAGCGAGUCAGUAUAGGCGGUGUAUAGGCGUAUCUCUGGACGUGCAUCGAGAUAUCAAGGCUUUGAAGUGUUCAAGGCAAUCGAGGUUUUCGAGGGAUUUAAGAUGUCCGACCCACCGGCUGAUUAUGAUCGUGUGGUGAUCGGUGCGGGCAUCAUCGGCUCCUGCACCGCCUACCAGUUGCUGAAGGCCGGACAUCGGCGUGUGCUGCUUAUUGAUCAGUUUCCACUGCCCCACUCCCGUGGUAGCUCGCACGGACAGAGCCGUAUUAUACGGACUGCCUACGGCGAUGUGGAGCAGGCUAACAUGGCCCGAAGGACCCGUCUGCUCUGGAGAGAUCUGGAACAGAGUGCCGGCGAGACGCUCUGCGUCGACUGCCCUUUGUUGCUCGUAGCGGCCGCUUCACACCGUGACGAAUUCAACACGUACGUCAGCUGUAUAUCCAACCAAACAAUCUACCAAGGCGAUCAACUAGCCCGCCUUCUACCAGCCGCGGCCUUUCCUGACGGCUAUACAGGAGGUUUGGACGAUUCAGCCGGGCUAUUACGAGCAGAUCGCUGUCUUCUAGCCGUACGGCGUCUGUUUGUUUCAAAUGGUGGUAUAAUCCGUGAUGGAACUCCAGUGACUGCUAUCACACCGGUUGAGGGAACUGCUGGAGAAAUUCUGCGCCUGGAAGGACCCUCUGUCACCUGUCGAGGUCUGGUAGUCUGCGCAGGAGCCUGGGCGGCUAGACUUCUAUCCCCUCUGGGUCUUCCUCGUCUGGUCAGCACUCUUCGCCCGGAGAAAGUGGCAGUCACGUACUGGAAAGUGAAGCCCGGAUACACUGUGCCUCUGGCGGGGAUCGAUUUAACUGGUGUUGGUCAACAGAAUGGGCACUUCUACUGGCUACCUGCUCUGGAGUACCCCGGUUUGGUCAAGCUCUGCUACCAUGUCGGGGUGCCGUGCGACCCUGAUCGCCGUGAUACGGUCCGUAUGGACGGAGUACUGCAGACGACCAAGGAGUACGUGGCCAGGACCUUCCCGGGUCUGGAGCCGGAGCCGGCCAUAGUCGAGACGUGCAUGUAUACGGUGACUCCGGACGAGCGCUGUAUCCUGGAUGUCCACCCGCGGUACCCCAACAUCGCCUACGCCGCCGGAAUGUCAGGUCAGGGCUUCAAGAUGGGCCCAGUAUUCGCUGAGGUCCUUCAGCAGCUCGUGGAUGGUCAGAAGAGCCAGUUUGACCUGACCACCUUCUCCGCGGAGAGGUUCUCAGCUGAUGUCUCCCAUCUCUAAACUCGACGAGGGUCUCGACGCUCGAGGAGUUCUCAACUGGGAUAGCUCACUUCUAGACUUCUAGUUUCAAAGCUAGUUUCAAGGGACUGAUGAAGGCUGCACGACGGUUUUAAAUCGACGCGGCUCGAACGAGAUUCUCAACCGGGAUGUCCUAUCUCCAGUGUAGAUGCUGCGCUCAUUGGAGAAUGGAAAGGUUCUCAGAUUGUCUCUCACCUCUAGCAUCUACACGGUCCACCUAGAGUGAUUCUCAACGGCGGUCUCUAAAGAUUGCCGCGAUCGAUGGGCUACGCCAAUCUAACGCUGCCGUCUAAAGCUAACGCUGUUAGACACUGCCAAGCAUCAAUCUAUGUAUACACCCGUUGUCCAGGUUAUGUUUUAUUGUAUAGUCGACUACAUAAAUCAUAAUGAUGUUCCACUUUUCACAGGCAAUUAUUUGCCUGGAGUGGUAGGCUGUGCCGCAUCACACGGGCUGAGUUCACAAAUUAAUUGCGUGAUAAACGGCACAACUUAGCGCUCCAGUCAACUGAUAGCUUCUGAGGAGUGGAACGUCAUUCUGUAGUCGACUAUAUCUACGGCUUGUAUGUGCUGUGAGCCAAACGGCAUAGGGUCGGAAUUCAAAGAGUGCAAGGUGAUUCCAUAAUCCAUUGGAUGUUUAUACACUUGUGCACCAAUUAGGUGAUAUAACUGGUGGUAACUAAUACGGGCAAUGGGAUAGGCGCGGGACAGGUGGUAUAGUGAUUAAAGUCGAUUGAAUUGCUGUGGUUUAGAGCAAAUACACGAUUGAAGUUGA